CAUUUUUCUUUAUUAGGAUCGUCGAAGGGCAGGGAAAGGGGGUGGACCUUCUGAUUCCUAGUCGCCGUUCGUUCCCCCGGAGAAGAACAAGAAGAUACCCUUUUCCACGGAAGAGAGAGAGGGGAAUCAUCGAUCCUAAUGGUGAGGGGGAAGACGGAGAUGAAGCGGAUAGAGAACGCAGCGAGCCGGCAGGUCACCUUCUCGAAGCGGAGGAACGGGCUGCUGAAGAAGGCCUUCGAGCUGUCGGUGCUUUGCGAUGUCGAGAUCGGACUCAUCGUCUUCUCUCCCCGGGGGAAGCUCUACGAGUUCUCCAGCUCUAGCUUACAAAGCACGAUCGAGCGUUAUAGAGAACGAACGAAAGAAGACACCAGCAGCACAACAAGGGAACAAGAUGCAAAGCGGAAAUACGAAGCAGAAAGCUUGUCAAAGAAGCUUGAAGAUCUUGAAGCCUCCAAACAGAAGUUCUUGGGUGAAAAACUAGACUCAUGUUUAUCGGAUGAACUGUAUGAGAUAGAGCGUAAGAUAGAGAAGAGCUUGCGUAGCAUCAGAGCAAGGAAGUAUCAUUUAAUAGAAGAGCAGAUCGCAGAACAGAAGGAAAAGGUGAGUUCUUUGGAGAAGGGGAACGAAUUACUCCAUGAGAAGGUGAAUCAACUGCGUCGGCUGCCGUCAACUGUUGCCGAGGAAGUUCCAUCACCUGGCACACAUGGCCAGCAAACCGAGGCAGACACACAGCUGCGCAUUGGUCGCCCAGGGAUGGAGACCCACGACAUGUGGAAAGGUUAUUAGAUUCGGACAUGUUUCUGGGAUCAUCAUGUGUCUUGCACACAACUAAUUACAAACACUUGUUUACUAAUCAGUAACAUCAUGUCAUGACUUAAUUAUAUGCUGAAU
Messenger RNA from Musa acuminata subsp. malaccensis (wild Malaysian banana), 891 nucleotides. RefSeq names its product MADS-box transcription factor 50-like. The record is from RefSeq and is a predicted model, not a curated record. Gene Ontology annotation, cellular component: nucleus. Lineage: Eukaryota; Viridiplantae; Streptophyta; Magnoliopsida; Zingiberales; Musaceae. Gene Ontology annotation, biological process: positive regulation of transcription by RNA polymerase II. Gene Ontology annotation, molecular function: DNA-binding transcription factor activity, RNA polymerase II-specific; RNA polymerase II cis-regulatory region sequence-specific DNA binding; protein dimerization activity.